AUGAUCGAUCUGGUUGAGUUCUUCACGCCUGAAAAUAAGCGUCUGCUUCUUAGAGAGUAUUCAAUCUACAAAUUGGACAGUUCUGUUAAGAAGAAGAUUGUGGAACAAAAGGGUGGCAACUUCGUUUAUUCAGGCGAUAAGGUGAUUGCUUUCAAGAAGUUCGAUAAUGUGUGUGCUUGUAUAGUGGGCGAAGAUGAGGAUGCAAUGUUCUUGCUCAAUGUGUUGAAUAUCAUUAUGCAACAUUUUGAAAAGUGUUUCGGUAGCGUAACUGAGUCAUCACUGCUUUAUAACUUCGCUAUGUCGCAACAGAUUGUAGACGCAUGUCUUUUGGACGGCGUUGUGGUUGACUUGAAUGAGCCAGUCAUUUUAAAUGAGAUAAACGGCCUAUAA
Molecule: messenger RNA, 390 nt
Organism: Enterospora canceri
Lineage: Eukaryota; Fungi; Microsporidia; Enterocytozoonidae
Source: the annotation of a GenBank genome assembly